Caenorhabditis auriculariae is the source of this 5505-nucleotide messenger RNA. Lineage: Eukaryota; Metazoa; Nematoda; Chromadorea; Rhabditida; Rhabditidae. The record is from the annotation of a GenBank genome assembly.
AUGCUGAAAGGACUUGGUUCUCGGCUUAUUUCCGGGCGAUUGUGCCAUUCCUCACCGAAUGUUGUUAGUUUCGAUAAGAAAUAAUAGCUUUUUUAUUAUACUUCACUCGAAAGAACUUUUUUUGUUUCAGCGAACUUCAUUCGUCAACCCCAAAAGCUCUUCCACCUUGUCUUUGUCUGCGAUUCCAACAGUGGAAGAGAUGACGAGCAAACUGAUCGAACAUUUGAAGUAAAGAACAAAAAAAAAGUCUUGUUAGAGGUUUUCAAAGGUGCAGAAAUCUUGCAUGAUCUAAAGUUAGAUCACUUCGAGGUCAAAAUUCACUUCGAAAAUCACUUCGAGGUCAAAAUCGAGCAUCACUUAUCAAAAAGUAACGUGUUUUGAACUAUCCGAUGCCAUUUCUAAUCGAAAAAUGCUGAAAGGACUUGGUUCUCGGCUUAUUGACUCAGAAGUCUUCUCCCUUGAAAACUCUUGCGAUCAGGGAAAAAAAUUAGUGGAUAGAAGAUCUAACAACUUAAAUUUUCUAGAAUGUCGAAAAUCGAAAAUUUUAACGAACAUCAACUGCAAUCGAAAAAACUUGCAUCGCGGAGGAUGACAGACAGUUAUCGACAGGUCUCACAGUGAAAAAAUAGGUUCAAAAGUUUCAUUUUUUUCAGUUUCGAGUACCGUUGAGUACGGAUAGCAACAGAGGGAAACUCUACCUCAGCGCCAGUAAUAACAUUCGAAUGGGCAAGCUUCUAGAGGUGAUUCUUGAAACUAUGCAUAGAUUUCUUUUUUAUUUUACCUCACCUAUUUUGUGAAAAACGCUAAUUUAAGCAAAAUCAUCGAGAAUAUACUCUCAAUGACAACCAACUUCAAUAACUUGCAAUUUUUUAUAGUUUUGGUAAAGUUUAUUCGGAAGUAUAAAAAUAAUAACAAGAAACUUACUUUUUUAAAACAUUUUUCCAUGAUUGCUUUUGACUUCGGGUUGCCCGCUAAAAGCCGCAUCGCGUACGCAAUCUUAAUUUUUUUACAUCUCAUUUUUUUCAAAUCGAGAUAAAUUGACUACAUGAUUGAAUACCCUAUUAUAGUCUUUUUGAAUAAUCCUUGAUGAAGAUUUUAAAGUCAAAAGAGUUCUCAAUGAAUAAAAAAACACUCAAAAUGGCUCCUCGCAGGACUUUAUAGACAUCGUUUGAGGGUUUUUUUUUACAAAUUGUUUUUUCUUUUUUAAAUACCUUAGCAAAAGUUUUUUCUUUGUUUCAGGCUUCUACAAUUUUUCAGACAAUUUUUUAAGCUUGAACAUCCUUCUAUAUUUUAAAUGAACUAAGAUCUGCCUCGUGAGCUCCUCGUACAAUAUCUUUGAUGCUGUGAAAAGUUUCUUUGAGUGAGAGAUUUGAGAGAAUUUUUUCAGGACCUUGAUCACCUUGCUGUGUUUGUUUCAUACGCACACAAUGCUGAAGACGCGAAUAUCGAAGCGCCUGGAACUUUGCCACGAACAAUCGUCACCGCGUCUGUUCCUCGCAUCGACUUCCAUCGGUUAGUUUUGGCAGAAAACGCUUUUUUUCUGAUUUUUUUAAUACGUCCAUCGCCAUACUACCCCCAGAGCCUCCCCUCAAAGGACUCAUUCCAAACGAGUCUACUCCGGGUAGAUGGCGUUCGAUCCCAAAUAAUUUGGUACAACGUCAUUAAUUAAACAGGAAUCUUUUAUUAUGAAAGUUACGCAUAUACAAAAAUUCAAUAGAAAUAGCAUAUUCAUUUUACACGAAAUAAUCCAAUAAAAAAAGGAAAAAAAUAAUCCUGACCAGGGAAUGGUCUCAGCUCACAGUGGGACUUCUGAAUGAGACCAAUUUUAUUAGAUGUAGUUUUUCACGCUGAUUCCAAAUCUGCUUUCAAAAGUUGCCCAAUACGUCUGUGAAAAAAGUUAUGGACCCUCAAAAGUCGAAAAUUUCAGUGUCUCCAAUUGAGCUGAUUUUUGGAGGGUAUAUAGAUCUCGUCACUCUGGUUACGGAAAACCACUGAACUUUUCUCAAAAAAAUUCCGCAGCCCAGAUAUGAUCUUUCAAAGCCCCGCCGAACAUAAGAGAAUGCGCGCGCGGUGUCCUAUUGCGAUCUGACGGCUGUCGAAGCAACGGCAGCGAGGAGCAGUGGAAAGGCGGCGGACUUGAUGUUCCAUCUUUGCUGAUGUUCUCAGCGUGGACCACAGACUUUGUAGAGAGUAAAAUGUCAGAAAAAAAUAUAACUUUUUAAGGCUUUAAUUUUUUUGAGCAUUUUUCCUUCUUUUUGAUUUCGGGACUAAACUUUUUGUCCGACAAAAGGCAAUCAUCGCGUAUAAAUCACUGCAACCUAAAAAGAUCUUUUUUUGGAAGUGGAAAAUUUUUGGAAAAAAUUUUUUUCUGUGAGUUUUGACAGCGUAGUCAUAAUUACUUGGACCAGUCAACUUUUGAAACAAAAAAAUAAAAAAAUUUUUUUCGAAAAAUUUUUCAUACUCCAACCCAUGCUCAUACACAUGGAGAAUCACGAAUAAUUUCAUGAAUAAAAUUUUUUUGACAAAAAGAAGUCCAGGUGUUUUUAAAGGCUCAAAAAGAAGUUUUCUCAUGUUUCUACGCUUCAAAACUCAAGAAAGAGGCAGUUAGACGAAAUUUUCCAAAAAAGAAAAAAUUGCAAAAAAAUUUUGCAGAUGACGGGGACCGAACCUAUGACCUCGUGCUCUCCAGUCCGCCGCCUUUCCACUGCUCCUCGCUGCCGUUGCUUCGACAGCCGUCAGAUCGCAAUAGGACACCACGCGCGCAUUCUCUUAUGUUCGGCGGGGCUUUGAAAGAUCAUAUCUGGGCUGCGGAAUUUUUUUGAGAGAAUUUCAGCGGUUUUCCGUAACCAGAGUGACGAGAUCUAUAUACCCUCCAAAAAUCAGCUCAAUUGGAGACACUGAAAUUUUCGACUUUUGAGGGUCCAUAACUUUUUUCACAGACGUAUUGGGCAACUUUUGAAAGCAGAUUUGGAAUUAGCGUGAAAAACUACAUCUAAUAAAAUUGGUCUCAUUCAAAAGUCCCACUGUGAGCUGAGACCAUUCCCUGGUGAGAAAUACGCGUUUGAGCGAAGAGAAAACCGUGGAAUUUCAUGACCCGUAAUUUAAAGAAAUUCAAGAAAGUUCACGGGUCUAGUCCUGCAAAAACUUUUUCUCCGUUUUAAUUUUUUUUUUGUUCCCAAUCAGGUUUUUCUACUUUCCGUUACAUUUAAGAGAGAAUCUCCAUCCUGGACGCGACAUCAUCAUGGACGGUCAAGUGAGCCUUUUUCUAUUUUUACUAGUUUAUUUUCAAGCUCUCAGGUAACCUGGGCGGGAACAAGCAGUUUAGAAGUUUUGAUGCGAGUUUUCCAGCAUGAUGACUCAAACAAUUUGAACCAAAUUUUGAAAGCCCGCUUUUUCAUGGCAAGUACACUUUUUAUAGUUUUCCUGAAAAAAAACAGGUUGCACGGAAUCCUUCCGACAACAACAAAAAGAUGAGGGUCCAUUCAUUAGCCGCCAGCUGUCCAGAUGAAGCCGCGUUGAUCAACGAUGCCCUCGAGGCGAUGAAGACGCGCAACCGAUCAGUUUUCCCCGAUUUCCCCGUUCAUCCAUGCUUUUCCAUUCAGAAAGGCAAGGUGAGCCCGACAAACAGUGAGCUGCGGAUGAUUCACGACAUUUACGAAGAGUUCUUGCGACGUAAUCCGAACACUUGGCUGCCUGUGCUCACGGCAAGUCUCCAUCGGAUCCCAUUCUUUUCAAAAAAUGUUCAGAAGAAAGAAAUGUGGCUCCAUCAGACGCAGCUAUCCAUGACCGACCUCUGCUUUCCCGAAAGCCAGAACAUGUUCUUUUCGUUCCUACAUAUAUCGAAAUUUGAUACUUUAAUAGGUACGGAAAAAUCUUCGGAGGUUUUCUGAUGCGGAAAGCACUUGAACUUGCACAUACAAAUGCGAAACUCUUCUGCAAGGUUAGUUUAGCACAGCUUCGUCUUGUUCAAAAUGUUUUUCAGACUUUUCUAAAGACAUAUAAAAGGAGAAAACAACUUAAACUUAUGUUGAGAACGGCCAGUAGCCUCGGCCCUUUUUUUAAUUUAUUGAUUUUCCUCCAAACUCGUUCUGGGUUUCAAACGCUCCUUCAAAAGGAUUUUUGAAUAUACUUGAUGAUUCUGAAAAAGCGCUUUCGAGAAAUUUAUUUUAGUAGGGAAAAAAAUUGUAUGAGCUUUUUCAACAAGUCAGUUAAGUGAUGAAAUAAGAAAAAGUUGAGAAAGAAGGUUCUCCUAGGGACAUGUCGUGAUCCGAGCGAUGGACGACAUUGUCUUCGUGAAACCCGUCGAGAUCGGCAACGUACUUCACUUAGACUCGUACAUCACCUACACGGAGAAUGAAUAUGUCCAGGUACAGCCCGUUCAUUCCGAAUUGAAAUGAUAAAACAUGUCGGCGUCUCUUUUCCCUCACCGGCAAAGUCUUAAAAGCACGGAAAUAGCCGUGUAAACAAGAAAGCGGUGCCUAUUCAGUGAAAAAAAAGGUUGGGAGAAGGGCCUGAAACUUACUAUUAAUCAGUUAGCUCCGACGUUUUCAGGUGUGAUAAGGUUUUAUAAGAAGAUUCAGAUAAAGAAGAACAUAUUUCAGUAUAAAAAGAACUAAUUAAAGUUAUUUCGUUUCAGGAAAAUCGCGGAAUAUAGUUUUUUCCACUUUAUUGUAUAAGCAGAAGAAUUAGACUUUUUGAAGCUGUGAAGAACGGGCUCUGGAAAAGCUGAGAGAAUCUGAAUCUUAUAUGUUACAUGUUAUAUCUAACUAGGGAACAUUUUUUACCGCCCAGUUGAACUUUGCUGAAACUUUGCUCAAGUGAACGUUAGGACCUCCUGACAGCAGAACAAAAAUAAUGUGUCGCAAUAGAUUUUUUAUCGAGUUUUUGAGCUUCAAAGUACGCAAAUUAUGACAAAAAGCGCUAUUUCGGACUUUUGAAGCGUCCUGACUCGAAAACAAGAUCUAUUGCGAGAAAUUUUUCUCUUGUUCUGAAAUCUGAAGGUCCAAAAGUGUCCUUCAGGGAACUUUCAUCGGAAGUUCAACCGGGGGCAAAAAACGUUCCCUAAUAAAUCAAAUCGAUUUUCAGGUUAUUGUGAGAGCUUCAGUGACCAAUAUUAUAAAAUCUGCAGAGACUAAAAUAAAUCCCUGCGAAGUGAGUUUCUUUCUCAUUUCCAUUCUGUUAAUUUUUCAAUGAUCACGAUGACUUCCAGUCCCGUACAACGACCAACGUCUUUCAUUUUACUAUCGAGAGCUGUGACAGUUCCGAGGUUUCAAGUCUUUAUUUAUUAAUCGAAAAUAAUCAAGGAAACCUAAUUUAUCAAUUAAAUUAAUCAUGAUUCUUCCUAUCGAAACGAACAAAGAACUUAAAGCUUUAAUUUUGCAGCUCCCGAUAAUACUACCUAAACACUACGCUCACACAAGCAUGUACAUCGAAGGACGGCGACAUUUGCACAAUUCUGUUCGACGUAUGCUCAGCCAACGGAAGCCUCCUAGCGAAUCUCAAUGA